GAAAAGGAAAGGUUGAUUAACCUGUUGCGUGAUACCAGUACGAUUGUUUAUUAAGAGAGUUGUUCUACAAGUAUAAAAAAUCGCAACAAAAAAAUUUACCACAUUUCUUAAAAAGAAAAAAAAAAUCUGCAAACUCGAUAGUCCCUUUUGUUAAGAAAUGAUAAGAACUGUUUGUCUACAACAUAAUUUUUUAAAGACAAGCUUAAUGGAAAGUAGAAAUAAAUGAAGUCACUUAUUUCACAGCUGAGGAGAGUAAUUUGAUGUGCAGUCUUUGCAUAACGACUCAAUAUUCAUUUGGAGUUACAUUACCAUUUUAAUACAUUCGAGAAUAUAUAUGCAAAUAAAAUGAAGCCUACAAAAUGGUUGAAUGCUUACUCAGAACAGCAAACUUGCCUUUAUACUUUGCCAUCACUAUUAACAUUAUGUGAUUUAAAAAAUGAUAAAUAUUCCAAGUUAAUAGUUGUUGAUAUACCAAAGGAUUUCAAAGGGCGAGCUAAAUUAAAAGUGUAUAAAGGCACUGGUAUGGUAAGUGAACAGGGUCUGCCAGGUAUACCAUCGUCCGUAAAAAGUUUUUAUAUCGACGAGCCGGAACCAAAAAUUCCUAUAAUAGCAGUCUCAAUUUAUUCAUCUGUUUUAUUUUAUCGAAACUUGAAACCGUACUACAAAUUUACGUUACCUGAAAUGACAAUCGAACCGCUAGAAAUUGACGUUUGGCGCAGGUUACCAAUCGAAAAACCAUCAAAUCAACAAAGUUUAAUCGAAAAUUUAGCCUCUAUUGAUGCAUCGAUUUUAACUGUACAGUCGCAGAAAUUAUUGAAUUUGCCAGUUGAAGAGAGAGAUGAAUAUAUUAAAAAGUAUGCGGAUACUCCCUUACAACGAUUGUCUGUUAUAACGGCUAUGACUUCCUUACAGCGGACAUCAAGUGAUUCUAAUCCACCAUCUUGCCUAGUUUUAACUACUGAGCAUGGUGAAAUAUUAAUGAUUGAUACACAUAGUUUUGGAAUAAUAUACCAAGCUAGAAUUUGUCCAUAUGAAACGACUCCUAGUUUAAUCACAGCUAGCGGGCAAUUUGAUACAGAUUUUCGAAUUGUAAUAGCAAGUAGAGAAGGUGCUUUGUAUUUAUUAAGAAAAUCUUGGCUUGAGGGAAGAGAAAUUAUACGCAUCGAUGAACCUGCUAUUGGAUUAGUUCUAUUACCUGUUGAUCAAACUAUUGUUGCAGCUGGAAUGACAAACACUUUAACUUGUUAUUCAAAAAAAGGGAAAAAACUGUGGUCGGUUGAUUUGGUUGAAGCACCAAUAUGUAUGACUCCAGUUCACCUGCCACAUCUAGCAAUGACUCUAAUUGCUGUAGCUUUAAAAGGUGGUCUAGUUCAAUUGUAUUCACAGAGAAUGGUCGUUGAUGAAUUUCGUUUGGAAAACACUGUACAAGCAAUGAUAUUUGGUCACUUAGGACAAGAAGAGCAUUGUCUUAGUUUAGUACUUGAAGAUGGCUCUUUGCUAGUAAAAAUUUUGAAAAGAACUGCAAAUUUUGAAGCCGCUGACGUAUUAAGUGGAAGUAAAACAAAUCUCUCUGAUACGUCGCUAACAAAAAAUCCAAAAUUGGAUAUUCCUAAAAAAAGUUCAAUAUUUGUUGAGCAAACUAUAAGAGAAAAAGAGAAUGCAAAAGCAAUGUAUGGUAACUUUCAAGUUGAAUUAUGGCGGUUACGAUUAACAGCUGCUAAAGCUACAGUUGAAGCUAUAAGUACAUCAGAGAGUACAAUAUCUGGAGACUCGAAACAUGCCCCAAUUAAAUUAGCAGCAGAAAUUUGUGGAGUUGGACCACAAUUUCGUUUAUUUUUAACUAUUGAAAAUAUGUCAACUACGAAACCAGCCACAUUUUUGACGGUGUUAUUGCAUGCAGAUAAAAAUCAUUAUCAAUUACCUAAGGCAGUAGCAAAUUUACCUACUUUGAUUCCGGGAAUUCCAAUGAAAAUUGACUUUGAAGUAAACGCAGUAUUAGAUCCAAUAGAUCACUUACCACCAUCAGAUUUGACCGUUGAAAAGGCUAUUGUUAGGAUAUUUAUACUUAAAAAAGGAAAUACAAAACCACUUAUUGCAGCUGUUGUUACUAUGCCUGAGUCAGAAGCACCCUUAGAUAUGUAA
Messenger RNA from Condylostylus longicornis, 2142 nucleotides. It is a transcript of the gene BBS1, whose product is annotated as Bardet-Biedl syndrome 1 protein homolog. The record is from RefSeq and is a predicted model, not a curated record. Gene Ontology annotation, biological process: non-motile cilium assembly; protein localization to cilium. Bases 346 to 2142 code for a protein of 598 amino acids. Lineage: Eukaryota; Metazoa; Arthropoda; Insecta; Diptera; Dolichopodidae. The transcript is spliced from 8 exons. Gene Ontology annotation, molecular function: smoothened binding; patched binding. Gene Ontology annotation, cellular component: axoneme; centrosome; BBSome.